Molecule: messenger RNA, 4302 nt
Organism: Parnassius apollo (apollo)
Lineage: Eukaryota; Metazoa; Arthropoda; Insecta; Lepidoptera; Papilionidae
Source: the annotation of a GenBank genome assembly
AUGGCUCCUCCGCCGGAGUAUGAUAAGGAACCAAAAGCCCCAGAUAAAAGUGUCACAAAUUUAUCUGCCGACGACUCGAAAAUUUCAUACAACCUUGUUAAGGAACAGCAAAGUAAUUCGGACCAUAAAUCUUCUAAUGCCACAGCAAACGCCGAAAUCGAGGAGGAUAACACAACUGUUGGAGGGGAUCAAGCACCAUUUGCAUCCCAUGCAGUUGCGAAGACUAAAAAUAAGAAUUUAAAUAAAAAUAACUUGAUGAUAACCUUAUGCAUUUGUCAGCUAAGCGUCUUAGAGAAAAACCAGACGAAUAUCCAAACUGGGCUUUGUCUUACCGAGAAGGCAAAAGCAGUCUUUUCAAGGAGCUGCUGGAGGAGGUGGAACAGGACGAGCAGGCGUGCGAAGCGGCGGCGCGGUGUGCGGGGGGGUGCGGGGGGCUCUGGAGGCGCAGCGGGCGCUCGCGGCGCGCGGCGCGGCGGUGCGCACGGGCGACGCGCGCUGCCGCACUCCAACUCGCUGCAGGACCUGAUGGCGGCCGCGCUCGCCGCGGAGGCGCCACGACAGCGCGCGCACGCGCACCCGCCGCCCGCCAGCGUCUCUGCGCGCGCGCACCAUGGCGGCAGCCUGCCCUCCGGCGUCGACACAUCGUCCAUGCUGAGUGAGGAACCGACGCGCGGUGGAUACCUAGCGACGGUGCGCUGUGUCAACCCUCCACCGCUCGCGGAGAGACGCGUCUCCGCGAGCGACGCGAACGGACCACCAGACCCCGACACUAGCAGAAGGAGUAAGCCUAUGUUCCCAAUAACAUACACGGCGCGGGCGACACUCGAGAUCGGGAGCAGCAGCGUGUGUUCCGGCCGAGCCGUCACCACCACAACGCCAUCCAAUCAGGUGCGUACAACACCUAGCGCGAACGCACGUUCCAACAAACGCUUCCAUCAUAACAGGAAUCUUCAUCGUCAUCAGAUCGCAGACCUGGCCGAGAGCCGAGGACCGGUGACGUGCGGCCCCCCGGAUAGAUUAUACACGAAGGCUCGCUUAUAUAACCCAGAGAUAAGAAGCCAGGCGAGGUUAAUGAAUGCAUUGCGACCUAAGGCAUAUUCUAUUGACGAAACAGUUAAAUUGGAAGCAAAAACUAAUACGGCAGAUGUAUCAGAUAUAUCACGCGAUCUCAAUGAAUCUCUUUCACAACAUAAAGAGUUUUUUUGUGCAAAUAAUACAUACGAAACUAAGCAAAAACAAUCAGUAGAAAAGUAUAUGAAUUCGGAAAUGUGGAUAAAGAAUGUCCAGAAUUGGUAUAAAGGCUUAGACAAUUAUUUUUUGCCUUGUAAUACAAUGCAAGAUCAUUAUAAAAAUAAUAAAACUGUAGAAAAUCUACAGGAUUUUCAAAAAAUGGGAACUUUUGUUACCAAUAGCGUUUAUAACACAUACACGAACACUUUGACCCUAUUUCCAUCAAAACAAAAUUUACAGAAAUUUGAGAUAAAACCUAGUACAAGUGCAACAAAGAAAGUAAAAAUAUUAACAAAUAAACACGAAAAUAAAAGUUAUCACCAAAGAGCGAAAAAUAAUACCAAACUUGAACCAAAUUCCGAAAUUUGGUGUGAUAUUGAAUCAAGGAACAGUUAUUACAAUAACAAGAUAGAGAAAAACUUAAUCAUCCCAACUCUAUCCUCAAACAACCCCAGAAAUUUUAGAUGCACAACAAUCGGCAAAAUUAUAAAAAAAUCUUUUGAUUUCACUGAAAAAUCUGAAAUGAAUGAUAUUUCUUCAACCGAAACCGACUAUAAAGAAAAAAAAUUAUGUAUGAUUCAAAAGAAAGUAUUAAAUAAUCAAAAACCAGAAAUAUCUUUUACAGCUACAGCACAUAAUAAGGAAAUGGUUGAUGAUCGUUUGAAAAACAUUUCAAAGAACAAUGAACAACCUCAAAACACAACCAAAGAACCAGGACACGGUAAUGUUUUUGUAUUUAACGAAAUAACAAAAGCUUGUAUAAACUCUCUUCAAUCCAAUUCUGAUGUAGAAAUGGUUAAUUUUAUCUCCAAUGACGCCAUAGGCAAAAGUACGUUUUCACAAUUUGUAAAUGACCAACAAAAAUUAUUCCAACUAUUAGAAGAUGAGUGUAUUAAAUCUGAUCCUGACAAAGCUAUUAUCACUGAAAACAAAAUUAUAGAAGAUAUCAGGAAAAAUCAGAUUCCAGAUUUCGAUUAUAAGUCAGCAGAGAUUGUUUCAACAAACACUAUCAAAGAUAACAUUGAAUCUUCAAAAACUAUAAGUGAUAUUGUGUGUAAAGUGGAUACGAAUCAAAAAAUUGAAAACGCAAAACUACAAAGUGAUAGUCAACAGAUACAGGACUGUGUGGCUGAAGAAAUAUAUGAUUUAGAACCAUUGCAUAAUACUUAUAUCGCUUUAACACUUCCAGUUAGUUUUCUUUCAUCCCCUACUAACACAAACAUAGGAAACUCUACACGCUUAAUUAACGUUAAUAAUAAAGAUCUGAUCCCUAAAGAAAAAAAUGAUAAAUUAGAGAAAACUAGUGAUCUUAACUCGGAACAAAAGUUAAUGAAGAGAUCUAAAGAUAAUAAGAAGGCCAGAAAAUCGGCAUUUACUGUACUUCUAUUCAAGAAUCUGUUUCAAAGAGCAGACAGUUUAUUAUCUGACGUACAAGUGAUAACUCCUAAUUACACUAAAGAGGUCGAUUCCACGAUACCGUUUAGUUGCAUCACAACACCGGAGGUUGUGGCUAGUUGCAACACGACGUCAUCCACUUCACAAUCGGCCGUCGCUGUCGACCCCAAGCCGUUGCAGCAGUUGCAGCCGGGCUCGUGCUACCGCGCGCUGACGAGCCUGACGGGCGAGCCGGCGCCGCGGCUCGCGACCGCCGCCGCACCCGCGCCCGCGCCCCACACCCCGCAAACACCCGCAGAGGCGCCUACUCCGACCGCCGAGUUGCAACAACAGUCUCGCAGCGUGGUAUCGAGCAGUUUCAACGGACUACCCCUGACCAGGCCGAGCUACGGGUCGACCACAGCCGCAACCGACGACUGUAAGAAAUCACUAGACGAAAACGGCAAUGCGGUACAGGGAUUCAGCUCGCCUCUAUCCGGAUCUAGUCAACAUAAAAAACCAAGGAGGAAAAAGUCUUCCAAAAACGAGACCGUAAUCAAGUCGCAGGAGAUCGACGGCUAUCAAGGCAACAAGGAUCUCAACGAAGUGUUGCGUUUCAUCGAGUCGAACGCAGACAGCGCGCGCGGCAACAAAAUUGGGCGCGCGAAACACAAGGACGACUCCGACGACAAAGCUAGCAAGAAGCGUUCCACGGACCGUCGCAAGGAUAAAGAAAAUAAGAUGAAGCGCGCAACCUCCAUGGAGGAGCUGUCUCGAACGAAGCUAUCGGAUCUCACGGACAAGCCGGUGCCGCGAACUGAGCCCGUGAAAGCUGAGCGGCGUUCGUGGGGGGAGGACGCACGGGAGCCGCGCGACACGUUCUACCUGCGCGACGACACCGAGCUGACCGACUUCCAGACCGUCACCAAGAAGCGCAAGCCCAAGCGGCGCCCCGACGAGCCGGAGCCGAAUCGACGCACGCGCGCGCCCGAACCGCGCCCGCGCCGCGAGUCCGCGCCGCCCUCCGACCGCAGCAACGACUCCAACGACGACAUGGACUCGCUGCACUCGCUAACCUCGCUGCCACCCGCGCCCACACCCGCCGCGCCGCAGCCCGCGCACGCCUCCUACGCGGACAUCGCACGCACACGCCACAACAUACCCGACCUCAUCGAGUCGUGCAACUUCUACGCCGAGGGCGAGCCCGCGGCCGACCCUAACCGUCGGGACCCGCCGCCCGAAACCCAAGCGCCCGGGGACACAGACUAUCCGGCGCUGGACGCACGCACGAGGAGACGCGACAAAACGGCACCUAGGCAGCCCCGAAAAGAGCGUCCAGAAGCACGCGCGGGCGCCUGUCCCGCCCCGGACGUGGUGUCGGACCGACGGCCGGCCGUCAUGCUGCUGGACUGCGCGUCGCGGCCGCGCGACAUGGACGGCGUGACGUUCGGGUUCGACAUAAACGAGCAGCUGGUCGGGGCGGCGCGGCGGCCGCGCUGCGACUUGGUGCGCGACGCGCUGGAGGGCGCCGUAGCCGUGGCGGCGGGCGGCGCCGCGCUGCGAUACGUGCCGCCGCCGCUCGCCGCGCACGACGCGCGUCGCGCCCACCAGCUGAAUCAGCUCGUGCACUACGUCGGCGCAGCUUGGGAAGAUGUGGUGCGAUGUGGUAAUGGCAAAGUACGUUACUUUAGCGAGUAG